AUGCCAGCUGUUAUUGUCCCUCAAUGCGACCUGCCAGUGCCCAUCAGUGCCUCAUCAAUGCCACAUAUCAUUGCCUACCAGUGCACAUCAAUGCCACAUAUCAGUGCCCAUCUGAGCUGCCUUUCAGUGUCACCUAUCAGUGCCACCUAUCAGUGCUGCCAGUCAGUGCCGCGUAUCAGUGCCAGUCAGUGCUGCCUAUCAGUGCCGCCUAUCAGUGCUGCCUAUCAAUGCCCGUCAGAGCUGCUUAUCAGUGCCUCCUAAUAGUGUCACCUAUCAGUGCCAGUCAGUGCCACCUAUCAGUGCCAUACACGAUUGCUGCCUUUUAG
This is a messenger RNA of Staurois parvus, 326 nucleotides long. The record is from the annotation of a GenBank genome assembly. Lineage: Eukaryota; Metazoa; Chordata; Amphibia; Anura; Ranidae.